GGGAGGAGAAAGGGAGGGAGGAAGCUUUGUGAGGAUGCAGGGAUGCUGGAAGAGAAGGAAGAGCCCGGAGCUGGCAGGCUGCUUGGUUUGCUAGGGGAGGGAGUGCCACUUGGUGGCACUAAAAAGUUGCGCUGAAGCCUGGCGAUCUCCCUGCGAGCCCCCUGCCCCCUCCGGCCCCCGGACCACAGGUGCUGCUCAGCUUUCGGGGAGGAUGAUGUGAAACUUUGGCGUAGCGAAAUCGCUAAAAUCCCGUCGGGUCCGCAAGGGUAAACUCUUUCCCGCCUCUUUGUUUAAAACAGACCCUCCUGAAGAAGGCAUCGCUUUUUUUUUUUUUUUUCCUUUUUUUUUUUUUUUUUUCGGGUGAUGAUGUUCUGAGCCCAGCGCCGCUUCCCUGCUUGCUGGAAAGGGGCGGUGCGGGCGGGAGGUGUCCCCUUCAUAGGGCGACUUCACAACCUUACGAGCACCUGGAGAGAGGGCAAAAGGCAGAAUUAACCCCUGGGAAAGGCAGAGGGGUUGGAGCCUUGUAACCGUGAGGAGGGGCUGAGGUGUUUAAGCAGAGGCAUUUGAGGAUUAUUCAGCUCAAGAAGGUCUGUGUGAGGAAUGCUAUCUCUGCCGUGCUGAAAAUAGGAGGUGCCUACCCCUACUGGUCUUGAUUGCUGCCACUGAAAGGACUGUUUUACCGCCACCGGAGGAAGAAGAGAUUGCUGCCACCGAUAAGGUUAUGAGGAUUAUGAUCACAUGUACAGCUCUGCACCACUGUCCACUUGGAGAUGACGGUGACACCUUAGAGAAUACAUGCAAACGCCUGAUUAACCAGCAUUCUACUCUGUUUAUCCAAAAGAAUUGAUAACUGCUUUUGACCAGCUCUCCAUUUCGUUCAAUCAUGUUGUCUCUACCAGCCUAAACCAUUUCCUAAAAUGGUCCUUUUGCUGUUCCUUGCAAUCCUGUUAUUGAAGGAAGAUGUCUGUGGGAACUUUGGGCUUUUGGUUUCUGCACAGGCCAAUGAAAGAAGGGUGGUUGCACACAUGCCUGGUGAUAUUAUCAUUGGAGCUCUGUUCUCUGUCCACCACCAACCAACAGUUGACAAAGUUCAUGAGAGGAAGUGUGGAGAGGUAAGAGAGCAGUAUGGCAUUCAGAGAGUGGAGGCAAUGCUACAUACCCUUGAUAGAAUUAAUUUGGACCCAACACUGUUGCCAAAUAUAACACUAGGAUGUGAAAUAAGGGACUCUUGCUGGCAUUCUGCUGUGGCUCUGGAGCAAAGCAUUGAGUUUAUAAGGGACUCUCUUAUUUCAUCGGAAGAAGAGGAAGGGAUGGUGCGAUGUGUAGAUGGAUCUUCAUCAUCUUUCCACUCCAAGAAACCCAUUGUUGGUGUCAUUGGCCCUGGCUCUAGCUCAGUUGCUAUCCAGGUCCAGAACUUGUUGCAGCUUUUCAAUAUACCUCAGAUUGCUUAUUCUGCCACAAGCAUGGACUUAAGCGACAAAACUCUGUUCAAGUAUUUUAUGAGAGUUGUACCAUCUGAUGCACAGCAAGCACGGGCUAUGGUGGACAUUGUCAAGCGCUAUAACUGGACCUAUGUUUCUGCUGUACAUACUGAAGGAAACUACGGUGAAAGUGGAAUGGAAGCUUUCAAAGAUAUGGCAGCCAAGGAAGGGAUCUGCAUUGCACAUUCCUACAAGAUCUAUAGCAAUGCUGGUGAGCAGAGCUUUGACAAGUUACUGCGGAAGCUUCGGAGCCACCUGCCCAAGGCACGAGUGGUUGCCUGUUUCUGUGAAGGCAUGACUGUGAGAGGGCUCUUAAUGGCUAUGAGGCGCCUGGGACUUGCUGGAGAAUUUUUGCUGCUGGGCAGUGAUGGCUGGGCAGACAGGUACGAUGUGACAGAUGGGUAUCAGCGUGAGGCUGUCGGUGGAAUAACAAUCAAGCUCCAGUCUCCUGAUGUUAAAUGGUUUGAUGAUUACUACUUGGAGCUUCGGCCAGAAACCAAUCACCGAAAUCCAUGGUUUCAGGAAUUCUGGCAGCACAGGUUCCAAUGCCGUCUGGAAGGGUUUCCUCAAGAGAAUCCUAAAUACAACAAGACUUGCACAAGCCAGAUGACACUGAGGACGCAGCAUGUUCAGGACUCCAAGAUGGGCUUUGUAAUCAACGCUAUAUACUCAAUGGCUUACGGCCUCCACAACAUGCAGCUGUCACUGUGCCCAGGCUAUGUGGGCCUUUGCGAUGCCAUGAAGCCCAUAGAUGGACGGAAGCUUCUGGAGUCCCUCAUGAAGACCAACUUUACUGGGGUCUCUGGGGACAUGAUCUUGUUUGAUGAGAAUGGUGACUCGCCAGGAAGAUAUGAAAUCAUGAAUUUUAAGAAAAUGGGGAAGGACUACUUUGAUUAUAUCAAUGUUGGCAGCUGGGACAACGGUGAGCUGAAAAUGGAUGAUGAUGAAAUAUGGUCAGAGAAAAAUAAUAUCAUCAGAUCUGUGUGCAGUGAACCCUGUGAAAAAGGACAGAUAAAGGUGAUUCGUAAAGGAGAAGUGAGUUGCUGUUGGACAUGCACUCCUUGUAAAGAGAAUGAGUACGUCUUUGAUGAAUACACGUGCAAGGCCUGCCAGCUCGGCUCCUGGCCCAAUGAUGAGCUUACAGGUUGUGACCUCAUCCCAGUCCAGUAUCUCAGAUGGGGUGAUCCUGAACCAAUUGCAGCAGUUGUUUUUGCGUGCCUGGGUCUGCUGGCAACCUUGUUUGUUACGGCUAUAUUCAUAAUGUACCGCGAUACUCCAGUGGUCAAAUCUUCCAGCCGAGAACUUUGCUACAUCAUUCUAGCUGGCAUCUGCUUGGGUUACUUGUGCACUUUCUGUCUCAUCGCAAAACCUCAACAGAUUUACUGCUAUCUUCAACGAAUUGGCAUCGGUCUCUCCCCAGCUAUGAGUUAUUCUGCUCUAGUAACUAAAACUAACCGCAUUGCAAGAAUCCUGGCUGGCAGCAAGAAGAAAAUUUGUACAAAGAAACCUAGAUUCAUGAGUGCCUGUGCCCAACUUGUUAUUGCAUUUAUCUUGAUAUGUAUACAAUUAGGCAUAAUUGUGGCCCUCUUUAUAAUGGAGCCACCUGAUAUAAUGCAUGAUUACCCAAGCAUCCGAGAGGUCUACUUGAUUUGUAACACCACCAACUUGGGUGUUGUAACCCCCCUUGGAUACAAUGGAUUAUUAAUUUUGAGUUGCACCUUUUAUGCAUUUAAGACAAGAAAUGUCCCAGCUAAUUUCAAUGAAGCAAAGUAUAUUGCCUUUACAAUGUAUACCACCUGCAUCAUUUGGCUGGCUUUUGUGCCAAUAUAUUUUGGAAGCAACUACAAGAUAAUCACCAUGUGUUUCUCAGUGAGUCUGAGUGCCACGGUGGCCCUUGGUUGUAUGUUUGUGCCCAAGGUCUACAUCAUCCUUGCUAAGCCUGAAAGGAACGUACGCAGCGCAUUCACCACUUCGACUGUGGUCCGCAUGCAUGUAGGGGAUGGAAAAUCAUCUUCGGCUGCGAGCCGCUCAAGCAGCCUGGUGAACCUGUGGAAAAGAAGGGGAUCAUCUGGUGAAACACUUAGGUACAAAGGCAGGAGACUGGCCCCGCACAAGUCGGAAAUAGAGUGUUUCACCCCAAAAGGGAGUAUGGGGAAUGGUGGGAGAGCUACAAUGACCAGUGAAGAAUCUGUUUGCAUUCCAGAAUGUAAUCGAUCUGAGUCAAGUAGAGAUGAGAAAGAGGUUCCUGUUAAAGAGGAUGCCCUAACAGGCAAAAAGGCUGGAAACUGUGUCAGUCUAAUAGUGCCACAGCAAGACUGUCAGCUGCAAGACCUACUCAAACACUCUAAUGGGAAAUCAGUUUCCUGGGCCCAGAAUGAGAAAAGCAGCAGAGGAGCGCACCUUUGGCAGCGGUUGUCAAUCCACAUCAACAAAAAAGAGAACCCCAAUCAAACUGCAGUGAUCAAGCCUUUUUCUAAAAGCACAGAUAGUAGCCGACAUAGUAGCAGUGCUACAUUUCCUGAGACCAGUGCCAAAACGCUUUACGACGUUUCAGAAGCAGAAGAGCAAUACCCAGCUCAGUACCGACCGCAGACUCCCUCACCUAUCAGCACCGUGAGCCACAGAACUGCCUCUGUUAGCCGAACAGAAGAUGAUGCCCCUACCUUCCAGUCCGAGCCUCCACAGCGAAGUAGCUCCUCGCAAGGCUCCCUCAUGGAGCAGAUCAGUAGCGUGGUUACUCGCUUUACAGCCAACAUCAGCGAGCUGAACUCUAUGAUGCUUUCAACAGCCACUCCAGGGACAAUGGUGGCCACUCCUCUCUGCUCUUCAUACCUGAUCCCACGAGAAAUCCAGCUCCCCACAACAAUGACCACCUUUGCAGAGAUCCAGCCACUUCCUUCCAUUGAAGUCAAUGGCGCUUCCCAGUCAGCUAGGAAACAAUCAAAUGGCAGCGUCAAAGAAGGCACUGCAGAGACCCCAUCAGCAAAGCAAGACCUUGAGGAGCUGGUAGCUUUAACUCCUCCUUCUCCUUUUAGAGACUCCAUCGAUUCUGGAAGCGCAUCUCCCAGCUCUCCGGUUUCCGAAUCAGCUCUCUGUAUCCCAUCUUCCCCAAAGUACGACACACUCCUCAUCAGAGAUUACACUCAAAGUUCUUCUUCGCUGUGAAUGUAGUUCAAGACAACUUUGGAUCUCAACGACUACAAGCAAGUAGUGAGGGGACAGCCAAGCCUUCAAGAUCUCCAGUGUUUACGCAGAUAGGAUGAGAGGCGUUGGGUCAUCUUGUGAGAAACAGAGGAAGAAGUGGACUUGUUUGAUAAGUGGAAACAUCAGAUUAAUGAUGCUGUUCUAAAGACAAAAUGAUGACUCUUGGCAGAUUAUCGUGGCCUUAAAAAAACAUGGGCUUUUCAAAAACACUGAAUCUAUUUUUGAGGGCUUAUAAGGAGUCUGUUAAAUCAGUUACAUACCAAGUGCUUUGCUUUAGUAUUACAACGAACCGUGUGUACAAUAUGUGAAGUGGGGGGGGGGGGGGAACAAGAUUGUAAAGAACUGUAAAAUGGUUUGUUUGUUUACUCUGAUUCCUUACCCAGAAGUGAACCUUGAUCUUUUAUCAAGAAUAGAAGACCAAACAUUGAAUGUACAUUUUCUAACAGACUCAAAUCUGGGACCAACCUAUCAAGUUUUCUUUUUUUUCUAUGAAGAUCUCAAAAAGCAGUAAUGUAUGUUCAAUAACUAUCAAACUUUUUGCUGAAGCAUAUUGUGUCUGUGAUACGUUACACAUGGAUAACACUAAGCUGAGGCUUUGCAGUGAGUGACUGCAAUACGGAGGGCUUUACAAGUGACUUCUCAACCUACACAUUUGUUUAUGAAAUUCUCUUCUACCAGUAUAUAUAUAAAAAAAUAUCAAUUUGUUAACAUUGGAUUCACCUUCACAGCAACAAAACCCAAGGAAGAUUUCCUGACUAUUUCACCGUGAUGCCAACUAAUAACGAAGUAGCAAAAAAUAUUUUCUGGAGUACUGUUUUGUAAUUCCCUUAUCAGGGCAAGUUGUUGAGGUGAAUAUUCUCUUUCUAGCAGCACUACCAAGCUAUAUCAUAGCUGCAUUCCCUACUGAAAUCGACACAUUUUUAUGGAUGUUCUUAUGCUAACAUUGCCAGUUAUAACACUUAUUCGGGCUCCCUUAGUCUUUGCUUGCAAGGAACAGGUAAACACUCUAAGGAUUUUCUCCAUGUUUUUGAGUGACAGUGUUCUAAGAGAUCAAUCUGUAUUAUGAUGAAUGCUAACUGUCAAUGGAAAGGUUGUCAUAAUCAUAAUUCAUAUGUAGAGAAAAAAAACCUGUGUCAAAAUCUGCUUAGAUGUGGUUUAGCUACUCUUUAAAAAGCAGCAACUUUAACUUUAUUUAGCUGCUGAUGCCUUGCAGCUAUGAACUGUGACAAAGAAAAAAAAAAAAAGACUUUCAAAGCAAUACAGAGUAAAGGUUAAAGCAGAGAAGGCCUAAUGAGAUAUGAGCGAACAGUCUUUGUUUCUUAGCAACUCACAGAAAGGCAAGGGGAUUACUGGUAUUUUUUCCUAUAUCAAGGUAAUACAGUUUUGUGCACUUCAUACUGUCAUGGCACUUUUGAAUAAAGGCAAGGAAGGGAUUUACAGUUUGAAUAGAAGUUAAAUAAUUUUUAAUAGGUGUAGUUACAUAGAACACGUAGGUCAGGCCCUAAGCGCACACUGUAUUGGCUCUCUCCUUUAUGACAGCUGUCCUCGGGUGCCAAACUUCUAUGGUUUUGUUUUAUUUUAUUUAAGGAUAGCAUGAAGUGAUGAGUGAUGUACUUCAGUUUAAAGUUGAGUGGAUACAGCCUUAUACAAAAGACAGCUUCAUGGAAAAGAGUCUUGAAAUCAGGCUUCUGUGCUUAAUUUUCAAAAUGUUUAGAUUCUAUUUCUUCAAAAAUAAUUUUUUGUAAUCAAAAUCCAUACCUCCUUUCUCUUCUCCAUGCCCCAAAUAACAAACAUUUGAUUUUAAAAAAGAAAGCACAUCGUGUGAUUCCCAUACUUUAGCAAAGAGCAUUUUCUGUUCCCUUUGAGGUUAAUUUCACUGUUAUGCGCUGCACUGCAAUUUGCUUUUCAACAACAUCAAAAAAAGAGUAAUAGAUGAGCAAAUCCAGGCUCACACCUCACAGAGAUGCCCUAAGGACCCUGUACAUCCUGUGCAAGUCGGUGUUAUCCAAUAUCCAGUGUAUGGGCAUGUUUAUUUUGCCAGGUACAGUCACUUACUAGCUAUGCCUGUAGCAUGAACAGACAGAUCACAACUCAGCUCUAUUCCAGGAGAUACACCAAGCUAUGAUUGUAGGUCCCUCUUCCUUACAUGUACUUCUUGCCUACUCUCACAACUGGUUAGCAGAGACUCAGUUCUAUGAAGCAGCAUGGUUUCCAGACAGGAGCUUGCUGUUACCUUCCUGAUUCGUAGUACUAGCAUGUCUCAUCCUUUACUAGCUGCACAUGUCUUUAGGAGAAAGCAUCUUCUUUCACAGGUUACAACCCAUAUUUCAGGAAAGGGCAUGUCCAAUCAGCCUAUGGCACAAAUAUUCCUACUUAGGGAGUUUAGACCACCUAAAUAUUGUUCUUGAAAGAUUUAUAUAAUAAUGUCUGUUUCCCAUUGGUGCAAUAUUGUUUUGAUAUAUGUGGAGUGUGAUGAGAUAAAUGUGAAUUUCAAAGGGAUUCUAUUACUAUACAUCCUCAUACUUUAAGCUAUUUACCAACAUCAUUAUUAGAUCCUUCUCUAACAUGAGCAUUAUAGGUCCUCAUUUCUGUACUCUUAUGUUGGUUGAUGCGUAUUAACGUAUACCUGCUAAAAUCUGUGAGCUUCGUUGCACUGUGAAAUAAUGAACAGUAGAAAUAUCUUAAAAUAAAAUGAGUAAAAAGGAGUGAGAAAUAGAAACUGUCAAAGCAUGACUCAACAUGAACAUACCUCAACUACUCCAAGAUUGCAGUUCUGCACAAUGCUGACCAUAUUGCUCAGAGAUUCUUGAAGACUUUUGUCUAUAUUGCCAAGAUGAUAUAUUCAUGCACUUGUGCAUGCAAACACACACAUACAUAAAACACUUAAUUUAACAUUUGUGUUCGGAGGCUAAAACUCCAGUGUUAAACUAUCCAACACUUGCUUAUUUUCACUUUGGAAGACAAAAAGAACCCAGGAUGAGUCCUGCUGCAAUAGUACCUCUCAGUUAUCAGCCUAUCUUCACUGAAAGUUAGAUCAGCAUUAGUGGGAUGUAAAGAAGGCAGAACACAUUUUACUUGUACAAGCUGGAAUGUGACAAUGUUACCUUACAAGGUUUUUGGGUGACGGAAAUAACUUUUCUGUAAUGACCACAGUUGUAAGGUGCCUUGUGGGAGAUUUGGCAGACUGGAAAGUCCUGUGAAAGAAGCCAGAAGGUUUGAUACAAGAAAGAAGAAUAUUAUGGGAUAUUAUAAUUUAAUUAAGCUGUUUAUAUGCUACUCUCCUUUAGGGACAUUAAGAUAUAACUGCAGAGUUUUUCAGCCAUAAGAGCAAACGUUACCAUCGUGAACACUUUCCAGUACCAAGUGUCUUGAAAUUAUAUUCUGGUUUAGUUCUGCUGCCAGAAAUGGAAAUCAAGAGGUUGCAUGUAAUUGUCCUUCUUGACCACAAGGACCUCAGGAGAUCUUGUUUCUUUUGUGCUUGAGGCUAACCCUGAAGAAUAAAGGUGUAAGCAUCUUUGGAAGCUAUGUUUUUGAAAUAAAGUGAAUCACUCUGGCAGGCUCAUUGUGAAGAAGUGUUAGCAAUACUGAAAAAGAACAAUAUUUUUCAAUUAGCUUUGAAGAAUAAUUGCAUUAAUUUGGAGAUGUGCUUCCUUGUACUUCUGUCAGAACAUUUGGUGCCUAGACUCAUACAUCAUUCUUCAUAAGAACUUUAGACCAGAAAUUCUUAGAUAAUGGUCUACACAGCACUUGCUGAUGUUUCAUGGGAGUCUGGUUGGUCACAAAGUGCUGUUUUCUUCUUUUGACUCUCAGCUAUGAAACUAAAUUAAAAGUUAAUGAUAAUUAAAAAAAAAUAACUGUUAAAACUUUUAAAACAAACAAACAAAAAAAUAACAUUUUUGGAUUUUAUUCAGUUGCUGCAUUUGGAAAAAAGAAAGAUUUGUGAUUAAAAAAGAAGUGGGAGAAUCUCCAGAACGACUAAAUAGGAAGGACAGUCUGCAAUUGAGACUCUGGAUGGUAGUGGAGUUCACUUGGAAAUGUAUUAUUUAGAGAGAUCAAGGCCAGAACAACAGCAUAACAGUGGGUGUAAAUUCUGUAGAGGAAAGUGUACAGCUUUGCUGUUCUAUUUAAUAAAUCAUUUCUGAGUUGAGAGAAGGAAAAAAAUGAAAGGGAUAGACUGUAUGCAGAAAAUGUUGGGUUCAAGUCACAGCUGACCCAGAACAGCACUUAGUUGUCCAAAGUUAGGUUUUCAGAAGAAUUUAACACCUCCCUCCAAAACUCAGUUCACUCAGGCAACCAACACUGUGUCUCUGGAGAUGAUCAGAGUUGCCCUCAUCUUGACACAUCAAAAUAUCUUAGCAUAUAACUCAAUUGGAAAUCUAGAAAGCGGUAGUUCCUAAAUUUGAAUCCCUGUAUAUGCCAUAAGUAAGUAUAUAGAACUUACAGCAUGUAUGUCAAGAGGAUCACACUCUCUAUAGAGAAGAAAUCAUCCUUUGUUUUGAGGCUGUCAGUGCUGUUAUGCUGCUGUUUUUUUCGGUAGUCUUGCAGUUAGAGCACUUGAGCAGAAGGUGAAAGAUCAAACUUCAGACCAUGCCAUUGCCAGGUGGGAUUGAAGUCUCCCUACUGGCAGGAAAGUGCAGUAAUGAUUGUGUAUUGGGGCACCUUCAUCUUGCUAUGGUAACUUCAGGUUAGAGAAGAACAUUCAGUAGUCUCAGGGUACAAAAGUAAGCGUUACUCUAUACCUUUAUGGGAUAUUUGGCAUAGUUGAGAUGACCAUUUAAAAUUAAAUACUUGUAAUAUCCUGCAAGCAGGGAUUGGGUAAAUAUUUCAGCUACAGAGAAGUGGAGCCAACAUUUCUUCUGAGCUAUAUAUUGGCUCAAAAAAUCCUUAAAUACUUCACUGGAAAGUGAUUUAGUGAUAGGAGGGGACAAUAUGCCCUUCCUUACCUCCGUGUCCGCAACCAUCUUGUCUUCCACCUGGAGUUCUGAGCUCCUCCAUGCAAAGGGAGAUUCUGAAUCUUCCUCAACAAGUGAAGGAAUUAAACCUGGUGUUCCUGCUUCUUCUCUGAGAUUGCUAAAUGAAUGAAUGAAUGAAUAAAUAAAUAAAUAAAUAAAUAAAUAAGAAACUCCAGCCACUUUUUACAAGGGCAACCCACCUUUGAAACAAAAACUAUACCUGUCUGCAGAAAUGCAUUUCCCUACUGGCUUGAAUAUACUAAUUUCAGACAUCCAUUUCCUUGUUGCAUCGCUUUCCUGAGCACCAAGCUCUUGUUACCAACUUCACAAUAAGCUUAGACUUGGACAAAAAGCCAGAGCCAGAUACUAUACAAAAAAAUCUGGUAUUAUACUGUAUAACUUUAAGUGCAGAAGUCAUUUGCUGGCACUUGCCCUUAACCUGUUGAGGUCAAUGGAAUCACUCCAGAUUUAUACCAGAAAAUCUAAGCUUGACAGUGGCCAACCAUGUCUAGAUGUUGGAUAUUUGCUUCAGCAUAGAAUAAUAAAGACAGAUUUUUCUUCCCAUUUCCUUCUGAGUCAAGCAGCAGAUGUAUUUCGUUAAGCUCAUUCCUGAAGCAGCUUGCUAGGCUUGGUGAAUAGUACCUUCCCACUGUUCCUCUUUAUCAGUGCUACUGUGGCAGGUAUCCUAGAGGGAAAACUGUUCUUUGACUAAAUCUGUUAAGGAAUGUGAGAUAAUAUGCCCCCAAAAAAGAAACAGAUCACAGUUUUCCUAAUGUUUCAUGAAUCCCAUCAACUAAGUCAAUACUCUCCAUGACCAGAAAAUCAUUCAUCUGCUACCCAUUUCAGUAUGCACUGCAAUUAUUAAAUACUUCAGCUGAAUUAUCUGAAUUCACAUUUUUUGCUAUAGUUUGUUAUUAUAACCUCUGUUCAAAUGUCUGCAAUUGCCACUUACAAAUUUAUACUGUGAAUAGAAAAAAAGAUACAGCCCAGUGAAGCAUAAAGGUAAGUAAAAAAAUUCAUCGAGGUGAUGAAUUGGUGUGUAUGGUUGGUUUUGUCUUAUCUCAGUAACGACAGUACAAACAAACAAUAAUCAUUAAGUCACUCUGAUCUGCCAAAUGGGAACAAAUAUACUAUGUAUAUUACAUGUACUAAUAGGAUUAUAUGGCAGCUGCUGGUGGUAUUUGUAAUUAGAAAUCUAUAUAGAAUAUAGAUGUUUUAGAGAGACGGUGCCAAUUCUAAAAGAUUUGUGUGGGCUACAAGUGCUUGUAAUUAUUAUUAUUUUUUAAUUUGCUAAUAACUUAUGAACAACUGGUUUCAAACAUUCUGUGAGCGUUUGUUCUUUUUUAUGUUGUUGCUGCUUAUACUAUUAAAAACAUAGAGAAUGUAAAGUUAUUAUUUUGAUGUGAACUGAAAAUGAUUUUUCAUAAAAUAUAACAUUUUUAUCAGCUUUGGUUUUGCUUUCUACCUGUACAAAUGUAAUUUAUUUUAGCAUUGAAAAAAUACAUUUGCCUGUUUCUCAAUUGUCUACAUCAUGUUAUAGUUGGUGUUUAUAUGUAGAGUCAGGUACUUUUUGAACAGUAUUAAAAAAAAUCCUGUGAUAUGA
Molecule: messenger RNA, 11240 nt
Organism: Gallus gallus (chicken)
Lineage: Eukaryota; Metazoa; Chordata; Aves; Galliformes; Phasianidae
Gene: GRM5
Product: glutamate receptor, metabotropic 5
Exons: 13
Coding region: 918-4646 (1242 amino acids)
Biological process (GO): G protein-coupled glutamate receptor signaling pathway; trans-synaptic signaling by endocannabinoid, modulating synaptic transmission; regulation of synaptic transmission, glutamatergic
Cellular component (GO): postsynaptic density membrane
Molecular function (GO): adenylate cyclase inhibiting G protein-coupled glutamate receptor activity; G protein-coupled receptor activity involved in regulation of postsynaptic membrane potential
Source: RefSeq, a predicted model, not a curated record